Messenger RNA from Limulus polyphemus (Atlantic horseshoe crab), 2041 nucleotides. RefSeq lists its product as uncharacterized. The coding region runs from base 19 to 1494 and encodes 491 amino acids. The transcript has 4 exons. The record is from RefSeq and is a predicted model, not a curated record. NCBI's taxonomy places the organism in Eukaryota, Metazoa, Arthropoda, Merostomata, Xiphosura, Limulidae.
UCGCCAAAAAAUACGGUCAUGUCACGAUCAAGUUCUCGGUUGUCUGGACUUGGAAGUGUUCAAGCUCUUCUCAACCAGAUUACCAAGAAUGUUAAAAGUAUACCAUCAGAAGAAGAAGUGGAAACCAACACUUCCCUUGAUGAAAAGACUAACACUUCAGUAAAGGAAACAAUUGUUUGUAGUGAUACAGAAGCACCACUAGCAAGAGAUCUCCAAUCUGAGAGGUGUAGGAAUUAUGGUGAUGACUCUGUUGAACAACUGUGGGGUGAUGAUGAAGAUGAAAGUCUUCUUUUGAAGGCAACUCAGAUUUCUUUUACUUUGGAUGAAGAGCCAGUACAGACUUUAAAUCAUGACCUUAAUCUUAUAAAAUGUUCUGAAGUGCAAACAUUAGACUUUUUAGGCCUUGAAUCCAUGGAAUCUUCCAAUCUUCAAACAGCUCAUAUUCAGUCCACAAGGUCUUGCAAUGUUCAAACAGGUUGUACUCAGACCACAAGAUCUUCCAAUGGUCAAAUUACAGACAUUCAUUCCACGAUGUCAAGACCACUGGUUGUUGAACUUGCCAACUUGUCAAACAAUAAACAAACAAGACCUUUAAAUGUUCUACCAAAAAGAUUCAUAAGCAGUCAAUCUACGCUGCUUUCAGAUGUACAGCAGUUGGGCUUUCCAACUGGUCAAUAUGUGAGAGUUCUUCCUAGGGAAACUUCUAAGGAUGUCAUUGGUCAAUCAAAGAACAAUUGUUUUAAAUCUUUUGACACAUGUGAUGUCAGAUCAUCUGUAAGAAGUGGAGAGUGUCAAAGCAAAAGGAAUAUCCUGAGCAGGAACCAGUAUUUUCAAAGAAACAUUAAAACUCCAAAGUGUAAUCAUCUGUCAGAUUCCAAGAAACUAGGGAUGAAGCACUUUGUAUCCAAUAAUGAAUGUUAUCAGAAAGUAACUAAGGAAGUGAUGAUAAAGGACAGAUCUCAAUCUAAUAAGCCAAAUACUUUAAUCAGUAAGAGUUGCCCAUCAUCCUAUAGUGGACAGAUUAAACAAGCUAUACAGACUGAUUUAACAAAACAUGUAGAAACUGAGGACUUAGAUAAAUUAUUUUUCCAAGAUGAAAGUGAUUUAGAUGAGAUUCUGAAAUCGUUACCAGAGGAAGUUAUCAUGGGUGUUAGUAAUUUUAGUAAUUCUACAUUUGCAACAUUUCUUUCUCAUGGAGAAGACACACCUACACAGAGUAAAACUUGGAGAAGUCACAUAAAUUGUAUUAGUACCUCUUCCAAAAUGCUGACAGAUUUCAGUGAGUCCUCCGAUCUCAACCCAGAUGUUAUGUCUUGGCUAGACGAAGUAGAUUCAUCAUCUCAGCCAAGCAGUAGUCAGCCUUGUUCUCCCGAUGAAAUUGCAAAGAAAAGAGAGGAUGCUAUUCGUAGAAGGCAGAAAAAGCAACAAGAAAGGCAGCUUAUACAUUCAAGAGGUGACAGCGUGUGGCAGGGUCGGUUAAGGAGUCCUCGAUGAGCUCUGUCUGCUCUGUUUGGUAGCUGUUAGGCUAUAAAGAAGAAUAAUGUAAAGUUUGUUUCAGUGGAGCAAUCCCUCCCUUAUAUUAAUAAACAAACUCAAGACUAAUAAGAACUUGUAACUGGAAUGUUAAUAUAAUGUUGUUUACUGAACUAAUACAACAGCAAGUGAUUUAAGGUUUCCUAAAUUUGUUAUAAAUUACCUGAGGCAGACACGUUUAGUUGAAGUAUAGGUAGACAUAAAGUUCUGUAACGUAUUAAGAACUAGAAAGACAAUGACAUGACAGACAUUUGUCUGCUUUAAUUCAGGUAGUGAGAGCUUUAUGAUAAACAGUUCCAACUGUUAUAAAAAUGUUUGCUAGCCAUUCAGUAUGAUUAAUAGCUUGUUUCUAUGACUAAUCUCACAUCAUCUGAUUUACUCUAUUCAGUAAAUAUUUAUUUGUUCUGAAAUAGUUUUGAUUUGAAUGCACACAUACAAACACAUUAUUUUUUUAUGACAAUGCUGUGAGGUAAUUGUUUGUUGCUAUGUUGUACUAUAUUUGUAAAGU